AAGCGGAGGCGGCGGAGGCGGGGGCGGCCCAGCGCGCCCCUCCCGGGGCCCCCCCUCCCCGGGCCGCCGCGGCCGGGAUCGGGGCCCAUGGACGCCCCGUCCAUUAUCACCCAGGUGACCAAGGAGGACGAGAGCACCCAGACCUCCUGCAGCGGGCGUGACAAAGCCUCCCAGAGCAGCAUCAGCCUGAAGAAGCAGCGAAGCCGAAGCAUCUUCAGCUCCUUGUUCUGCUGCUUCCGCAACUACAAUGUCGACACCACAGCCAUCCACAGCACAAAUGUGCUGCCCCCGAUGGUGGAGGAGAACGGGGGGCUUCAGAAGGGCGACCAGCGGCAAGUCAUCCCCAUCCCGAGUGGACGGCGAGCGCGCCAAUUUCAGGAAUCAAAGCCCGGCCCAAAGCCCGAGGGGCCGUCUUCCUCGCUCCAGCCUCAGCCUCAGCCUGCAGAAAUGCCCAUCCCGCCCAGGCUCAGCCCUCUUAGCUCUGGGGGCGGCCCUCAAGAGGACGUUAAGGAGGGAGCGCUCACGACACAGCCGUCCGCCAAGUACCUCCUCCCAGAGCUGAAGCUGUCGGACUACGGCAAGAAGUGCAUGGUCAUCGACCUCGAUGAGACCUUGGUGCACAGCUCCUUCAAGCCCAUCAGUAACGCCGACUUUAUUGUUCCGGUUGAAAUCGAUGGAACCGUACACCAAGUCUACGUUUUGAAACGACCACACGUGGAUGAAUUUCUUCAGAGAAUGGGACAGCUUUUUGAGUGUGUGCUUUUCACGGCCAGCCUGGCGAAGGUUUGUCCUGAGGGCAGGGGGUGGGGCUGGAUUCUGGAGGAAGGGCUCUGCCCUUCUCCUGGGGGGCCUCUUAAUGCCUCCCCCUCCAUCUCCCUCCCUCCCUCCUCCUUCCACCCUUCCUCCUCCUUCCUCCCUCCCUCUGUGUCGGGCAGGGGUGUGUUCCGGCAGCAUGUGCCUUGGGGGUUUCCAUGGGGACCGGAUCCCUGCCCACCCAGUGCCGUGCUGCCGUGGCAGGGACUCCUGGUGGAGCUACGGGGGGCCACCCUGGGGGGCAAGCCGGGCAGUGGGGGGAGCGAGCCGGACAGUGGGGAGGGGUGCCGGGGGCUUCUGGCCCCUCAAAGUGCCCGUGUCCAGGUGCUGGGCCUGCUUCCGCACCAGCCGACCAUAGUGCCCGCUGAGUACUCCUGCUCCUGGGGGCCUCCCCGCCUCCGGCACAACUGCCGCAAGGGUGUUGGGGACCAGCUGGCUGGGCAGUGUCACAGACUCGAGACCCGUGGCGAGCCUGCUGGACCAGCGGGCUGUUCGGCCCGGCUCUUCCAGGUCCUUGUUUCCACGAAAACUCGGAGGACCGAGCCAGCUGGGCGGGAGCUGAGCAAAGUGAUCAUCAUCGACAACUCUCCAGCCUCUUACAUCUUCCACCCAGAGAGCAUCCAGCCCCCGGCAGAGAUGAGGCAGGUAAGCGAGCCGGGCCCCGGUGGCCUCCCCAGGCCCCGGGCGUUGGCUGACCGGCCAUUGCGGGCUCUGUUCCAGGUUCCCGUGCAGUCCUGGUUUGACGACAUGAACGACACCGAGCUGCUGGAUCUGAUCCCCUUCUUCGAAGGGCUGAGCCGAGAGGAGGACGUCUACGGCAUGCUGCAGAAGUUCGGCCCCAGGUAGCCCUGGUCUCGUCCCUCCUUCCACCCGGCCGUGGCUGCUGCUGAAGUCGCACGCGGGCUCCGACCAUCUCCGCCGUCUCCGCUUGGGAAUGGACGCUGGGAGGAGGCGGGCUCUGCCAGACCUGGAAGGAAGAUGAGCAGGGGCGGGCGGGCUGGCGGGCGGCCCUCGGGGCCCCGCCGAGCUUCCUGUCUGUCUCCUGCGGUGUAGUUGAUCAUGCCUCUUUUUAAAAAGGAAAAGAAAAUCACUAUUUUAAAAGGACCUCUUUUCAUGAAUUUCAUAAAUAGAAACACGUUUCCCUGGAUCGCUUUUUCUUAAAACAUACCAAAAAAAUGAAUGAAUCUUGAUGUGUUUCAGCAGUUGAACCCCUGCUCCUGACUGUCCUUCUUCCGAUUUGACAUCCAGACCUUCUCCCUCCUGUUCCUGCACAGAGCAGUUGAACGGACUCUGAGUUUCUUUCCUACUGAAUGAAGUGCCUUUGGAAUGUUAUUUUGAGAUAAAAGUUAAUUUUUGUAUACUGCGUA
Sarcophilus harrisii (Tasmanian devil) is the source of this 2180-nucleotide messenger RNA. RefSeq names its product CTD small phosphatase like (gene CTDSPL). NCBI's taxonomy places the organism in Eukaryota, Metazoa, Chordata, Mammalia, Dasyuromorphia, Dasyuridae. The transcript has 11 exons. The coding region runs from base 88 to 1659 and encodes 523 amino acids. Gene Ontology annotation, molecular function: RNA polymerase II CTD heptapeptide repeat phosphatase activity. The record is from RefSeq and is a predicted model, not a curated record.